Molecule: messenger RNA, 3750 nt
Organism: Aspergillus terreus NIH2624
Lineage: Eukaryota; Fungi; Ascomycota; Eurotiomycetes; Eurotiales; Aspergillaceae
Product: MFS transporter/fungal specific transcription factor domain-containing protein
Exons: 11
Coding region: 1-3750 (1249 amino acids)
Biological process (GO): DNA-templated transcription; transmembrane transport
Cellular component (GO): membrane
Molecular function (GO): transmembrane transporter activity; DNA binding; zinc ion binding
Source: RefSeq, a predicted model, not a curated record
AUGAUUACUAUGGAGAAACGAGAAAUCACGGGAGACCGCAUGUCGCUAGAUCCAGAGGCCAAAUCAGGGCAGUCGAAUGUACUUGUCGAUGAAGAUGCCGAGAGGUCUUACGUGCGGAAAGUCGACUUCUUCGUAUUGCCUUUGUUAUGUCUGAGCAAUCUUGCCAAUGCGAAGACAGAUGGUCUGGAUAAAGACAUUCAUCUCGAAGGAAAUGACUACUCCUUGCUCGUUUUGUUGUUCUAUAUCCCAUUCGGGUUGUUUGACCUCCCGUGGAACCUGCUCAUCAAGCGGUUCUCUGGCCGGUUGAUGCUCUCUUUGAUGACUGUGGUCUGGGGCAUAUGUGCGAUGUGUCAAUGCGCGGCCAAGGACUUUGGCGGCAUGUUGGCCAUCCGCAUCAUUCUCGGAGUGUUCGAAGCCGGCUUCUUCUGUGGAGCGACGUUCUAUUUCACUUUAUUCUACACCCGUGGUGAAAUGGGCUUCCGCUUGGCCAUCAUGCAGUCCUUUGCUGUGCUAGCUUCUGCAUUCAGCGGACUGAUCUCCUUUGGCGUAUUCCAGAUCGGCUAUCCCGCAGUCCACGGUUGGCAGUGGCUGUUCAUCAUUGAAGGGGCAAUGACCCUCAUCACCGGAAUCGUCAGCUUUUGGUGGCUGCCGGACAACGCUCAAACGGCCUGGUUCCUGAACGACCGAGAACGAGCUGCUGCGACAGCCCGACUAUUGCGUGACACUUCAUCCGAGGUAGAAACUGAACUCGAUCUGAAGUCGUGUUUUCGGACAUGGAAAGACUGGAAGUUCCCCAUUUGGUGUAUCAUCACGUUCACAUACCCGGUGGCCUACGCCACAGCGAUGAACUUCUUCCCGCUGAUCGUACAGCGCCUGGGAUACUCCGUCAUCAAGACAAAUCUAUGGACGGUGGCGCCCAAUCUCGUCGGCGCAGUCGUACUGCUGUGUGUUGCAAAGUCAUCAGAUUAUUUCCGCGAACUCCACGCGUGGCACAACAACAACAAUGUUCAUGAGAACUCACGAGCCGCCAACACGGGGUUCUUUGUGGGACUUGGGAAUAUUGCGGGGGUUCUGAGUGCCGCCACGUUUCGUACUGAAUAUGCUCCGAAGCUGGUAGCUACCUGCUGUUGCAACGGAGUGUGUAUCGUCUUUGCAACGGCUCUAGGACUGUGGAUGCGCUUUGAGAACAGACGACGGGACAGGGAGCAGGGGGUCAAGCUGCGGGCAGGGGCCGUUCCUACUAGCGACCUGCUAGUCACGUAUAAGUCUAGCCCAUGCCUCCUACCCCCCACAGAGACGUUGUCGGAGCUGCCGCUCUUUCUUUGUGCUUCCGGACCUCGUCAUGGCCCAGCAAAGAUGAAGAACCACGUCUGCCAGUGGCCUAGCUGUGGAAAGAGCUUUACACGCGCGGAGCACUUGCGCCGCCACGCGUUGAAUCAUGAACAGGCGCAAAAUGGCUAUACUUCAAGACACAUGAUGCGACAUGCCAAACGCGACGAAGAGGCAGGAGGACCGGGCUUGGGAGUGCUGGAGACCCGUAAACGCACUCGUCGUGCGGGUGAUGGGACGAUUAUCACUCGGCCUCCAAAACGGCAGUCUCGCCCUGCACACUCACAGUCCACUACCUCAUCAUCCAUCUCUAUAGCGAGCUCGCGAGACCAAAAUUACGGUGAAUUAGAUGCCCAUACGCCGCAUGGGGCACCUGUAUCGCCUCCUGGAUCUGCCAGCGAUCCGCCAUCGCUGUCUUUGGAUGAUACGGAUGCCCUGCUGGCACCGAUGAUGCCCGGGGGCCCAUUUGAGCCCUAUGUCGAACCCAUCCCGGGUCAGUUCGAUGCAGCAGAUGGUUCAUUCAGCCUGGGGCUAGACACAACAGCCGACUUUUUCAACAUUGAUACGGCCACCGAUUUCAAUAUGCCCUUUGCUGCAACCCAUAACUACAACUGGCUGUUCGACGUCUCAUCGCUCGACGAUGCAUUUGAUCAGUUCGACGUGCCUCUCGGUUCUGAUAUGAUGACGUUUGCCGACCCUGUCGAUCCCUAUCGAAACAACACUGCGCUUGAGUUUCCUGAGAUGAGAGCUUUGUUCGAUCAGGAUGGCUCAUCAGUCCUGCUACAGGCAGCCUCGUACGUUGAGCGAGGGACUCUCGUAGAAACCGCGCAACCCAUUGGCAUGCCUGAUGUGGUCGAUAUGGAGUGGAUGACAGGGUCUUCUGUCUUCGAGACGAGUACGCCUCCCCAUCUCCCUCGUCUGAAUGAAGAAGCCCGGCGUGGCAUUCUCACACUUGUGGCCCAAACAUCACCGGUUGGAAUUGAUGGCAGUGCCACAGCUCUUGACUCACCUUUACUUUCUAUGCAAUCUCUGCAAAGCUACUGUGAUCUGUUUUUCACUAGAUUCAACAUUACAUAUCCUCUCAUCCACCAGGCGACUUUCAAUCCCAAUGCAAUUGAGCCGGUCUUUCUCGCGGCUAUCCUGUCGAUGGGCGCCACCUACAGCAGCCGCGAGGCGCAUCAGCUGGCGGUGGGCAUCCAUGACGCUCUGCGAAACCAGCUCUUUUGCCAUGCAGACUUCUCUCCCCAGCCCGACCUCUGGGUGUUGCAGGCGAUGCUGCUUAUCGACUGCUUCGGGAAGAUGCGGGCUGGCCCCAAGCAGCGCGAACGUGCGCAGCUUUUCCACUGCGUGCUGAUAAAACUCAUUCGGCGCAGUAAUUGCUGUACCAUCCGAACCCAGGGCUUGUCGAACCGACCGAAUGACCUGGAUUUCGCUUGGCGACAGGCGAUGGAACAGGAGCAGCGCAAGCGACUGGCGAUGCAUUGUUUCAUGUGGGACACACAGCACGCGGUUUUGUUCUCGCAGUCCUUGUGCAUGUCGGCGUUUGAGAUACGAUCGUCUCUACCCUGUAGUGCGGCCGCCUGGGAAGCGAACACGGCAGACGACUGGGCUCGUCAUGCAUCUCGUGAACAGGAUCAUGUCUUCCUCAAUGUCCUGAAGGGUUACAUUACCCCAGGAGCCGUGUCCCGCCCACGGGACCUCAACUCCCUUGCACGCAUUGUCGUGCUACAUGGACUGAUGUCUACGACCCUGCGGUCGGAGACACCGGAGAAAGUGGGUGCAUGGACGCCUCGAAUGGGCCGGUCUUACGACUUGUGGAAAGUCGACUUUGAUGCCGACUGUCUGGCAAUGAAGCUCGGCCAAACCGCGGAUCCCCGUCGCUUCACGGGAGUCAAGACAGCCACGCAUGCCCUCUAUCGAGCAGCUCAUCUAGCGCUCAACGUGGAAGUUUUGGAUUUGCAGAUCGCAGCUGGAGCUACACAGAUUCUUGGCCGCACAGUGACCGAUGACGACCGAGAACGUUCACGGCGACAUCUUCCCAGGUGGCUCCAUGGGGAAUCGGGUGCUUCACUUGUAGCUGCGCGCCAUGCGGCGUGCCUCCUACAUGAUGCCGUCUUGAGUUUGCAUGAUUGGGAGCAAACGGACGCCUUCCAUUUCCCGUGGUGUCUCUAUCUGGCGGCACUGACAUGCUGGGCUUUUCAUCGAGGCAUGGACGAUCAUCUUUCACAGGAACGAAUUGGGACUGACAUCUCUUCAUUGAUCGUGGCGAUGACGACAUGUCCGAGCAUGCCGGAGUUGGCUGCUCUGGGAGGGAAAUACGACACAAGGGGACUGUUGAUGGUGAUGGCGCAGCAGCUGGCGACCGUGCGAUGGGCAGUGGUUCAUGAUGCUAUGAAGGUGCUGUUGAAUCUGUCCAAGUAG